CUCUCCCGCCGCGGAAGCAAACGACGCAGCAUUUCUGCUUUUGCUAGGCAUGCCCUCUUCUUACUUCGUUGUGGCAUUGCUUUCACCGCUGUUCGUCUUCGACCCGCAGUCAGCGCUGGCCUUCCAAGGCCUCCUUUCAGGACCCAUCAGAUCUGCGCAGCGGCAGCGUCCCCGGCUGCAUCGUCUACCAGCAGAAAACACAAAGAGUGCAGCUCUCAAGAGAAGCGGAGAUGAUGUGCAGCGGCCUCCCCCAUCCGGCGACGAGUCUUUCUCACUGCAGAAAGACCCGCCAGCAGAUCCCUCAGGCAUCAUCGGUGCCGUCUACCGUCUGCUUGGCCGCGCCUUCAAGUUCAAGGACAUGCGGCGGGAGAUAAGGGAGGGCGGUGACAUCGUCCCACUAAUAGGGGCGCGACCUGGGUGGGCGGCCAUUCGAGAGAACAUGUUUCGCAAGGGCGUCUAUCCAGGUCAGGGAUGGAGGGAGCACACAAACAUGCGGCGUUGUGAUGUUCUGGUGUGUGUCUGGUCUGGUUGUGUGUGCAGGUGUUGACUAUCGUGUGGAGAGGAUCGACGUGCGUGCGAAUGGUGAUCCGAUAAGGGAUGCGGUGAUCACUGUCAGGCCACGAUACCGUUUAGUAGACAAACUUGAGAGGCAGUGGCCCGUCACCAUCGCAAUGUCCGCGUGUGCGACACACCCACACACAGACAGUGUCCGGUGUUUUCGUGGAGAAUUGCACAGUCACUCGUCCGUGUGUGCCUCUUUGCCUGUGUGCAGGAGUGAGGUGCCAAUCUUCUUGACGCCCCGCAUGUACAAUACCGCCACGCUCAUAUCCACCCUGUUGUCAGCAGCGCAGCUGCUUGCCGUCGCUCUCGUCGCGAGGUAGCUGAGAUCGAUCCGGCCCCUGACACGCACCCAUCUGCUGUGGAUCCUGUCAUUCUUGCCGUCUAUGCAGCCAAUUUUGUUCUCUUUACUACAUUCCGUCCUACUCGAUGGAGCCAACACUUCACAAAGGGUGGGCAACACAAGACAGCCAACCAGCUACACGCUGCAAUAUGUACAUCUGCGCCACGUGUCUGUGUAUGUCUGUCUAUCUAUCUAUCUGUCUGUGUAUCAGGGAUGUGCUUUUAGUUGAGAAGGUCAGCCGUUUGGUGCGGCCGCCGAAAAAUGGCGACAUCGUGCUCUUCAAUCCGCCAGAACAGCUGAGGACCUUUGUGCGCCAAGUGAGGGACUGACCCAAGACACGCAGACGAAGCCAAGCCCACACGCAUCCAUCCGCUAUUCUCUCGUGUUCGUUGUGCUGUGCCUGGCUGUCUGUCACAUGCAGGCUGGCGGCCAGCUGGCGCCUGGUGAUCUGUUCGUGAAGCGAGUGGCUGCGACCCAGGGAGACAGGGUCACGGUCGACAACGGCCUGCCGACCAUCAAUGGUCACACAUACGUCUACCCCGAGCCCGAAGAGCCACCGACGAUAGGCAGCGACGCGCCACCAGCACGGGCCGAUGGGUCGAUGCAACGUCUGGCGAUCGGCCGGGGGUUCGCAUGGCCGUAUGCCGGUGAGGCGCCCUCGCAGUGGGUGGCGGAUGAGUGUGUGCUGGGGAGCGGCGCCGUAUAUGUGUUGGGUGACAAUCCAGUCAGGAGUGUCGACAGCCGAUUGUGGGGCGAGCUGAGGGAGAGUGAGAUUGUCGGUCAUCCGGUCAUACGGCUCUUUCCAUGGGGCCGAUUUGGGCCUGUGCGAUGACUGGAUGUGUGAUGUCGACAGUGUGCAUGCUACGUCAGUCUGCUGGCAGGCGGCUGGGGGGGUGGGUCGAGACGCAGUCAAUGGUGG
This is a messenger RNA of Vitrella brassicaformis, 1820 nucleotides long. The record is from the annotation of a GenBank genome assembly. NCBI's taxonomy places the organism in Eukaryota, Vitrellaceae.